AUGGCUCUGCGACAGAUGCACAGAGCUGCCAAGUUUGCCCGAGACUCGCAGCUGUGGUGGCACUGCUUCAAGAGAUUUAGCGGCGCGUCCCUGCAGUCUGCGCGACCUAGACGUACAGCGGUUCAUGGAAGUGACUUCGUAUCUGUGUCCUUUGCUCGGUCAGCGUCGGUGCGCCUAAUGUCAAGCAUCAGUGGAAGUGAUGGAAAAGAUGGAGAAGAUCCAGAAGUACAUGAGGUUGAACUGCCUGCCGGUGCGUUGCUAGUAGGCGAUGUUUCGAAAGAAGCUGGGAUGGAGGAGCUGCUGCGUGCAGCCCGGGGUGGAGGAGGAGGCAUUCGAGUGGCACGGCGCUGCCAUGGAUGUGGUGCCUGGCUCCAUUCCAAUAACCCAGAAGAACAUGGUUAUGUUCCCGAGGAAGCACGGGAGAGGUUUUCGUUGACAGGACGACGAAAAGACAGUUCAGCACCAAGGGGCGUGCCAGUGGAGACAGUCCCGGACGGCGUGGAGGUCAUGCGUGAUUCCUCGCUUAAGUACAAGGACAAGACACGCCUGCUGGUAUGUCAACGGUGCUACAAACUGCAGCACUAUCACAAGCUAGACACAUUUGUGAAGGGAGGCUUCUACAGAAUGGAGGGCGGACGCGACUGGGAGCAUGAGGCAGGCUGCAGGCUGCAGUAA
Molecule: messenger RNA, 675 nt
Organism: Cladocopium goreaui
Lineage: Eukaryota; Dinophyceae; Suessiales; Symbiodiniaceae
Source: the annotation of a GenBank genome assembly